Molecule: messenger RNA, 237 nt
Organism: Fusarium sp. VM40
Lineage: Eukaryota; Fungi; Ascomycota; Sordariomycetes; Hypocreales; Nectriaceae
Source: the annotation of a GenBank genome assembly
AUGGCUGAAUCUGCUACAACAGCAAAGCUUGCCUCUACCCACAAGUACUGGAAAUGCAAGCAAGACUUCAUCAACGGCAACGUCUGCGGCGAGACCAACGACAUGGAUGUCAAGCAGUGCAAGAGCUGCAAGGCGAAGCGGGACGUUGGCGAUGAGGCGUUGAAUUCCUACGGUGCAAAGCUCGGGAAACUCGUCCAAGUCAAUCGGGACGGAACAGAGCGCUGGGAGUACGACUAA